Molecule: messenger RNA, 3797 nt
Organism: Aphanomyces astaci
Lineage: Eukaryota; Oomycota; Saprolegniomycetes; Saprolegniales; Verrucalvaceae
Exons: 16
Coding region: 1-3534 (1177 amino acids)
Biological process (GO): rRNA base methylation
Cellular component (GO): nucleus
Molecular function (GO): RNA binding; 23S rRNA (adenine(1618)-N(6))-methyltransferase activity
Source: RefSeq, a predicted model, not a curated record
AUGCGUGGCGAAAAGCGCAAGCGGACCGACGUGAACAACGAUGGCAUCCAUCCAAGGAACAUGUACAGAAACCCACCCGACUUCAAAGCUCUAGCAAAGGCGUAUCCUUCGUUACAGCCGUAUGUCCACGAAUCGAACAUUGGUCAUACCACGUUGAAGUGGAGCGAUCCUCAAGCAGCAAGAGAACUAACGAGAGCGCUGCUGCACCGCGACUUUGGCAUCACGACGUGGCAUGUUCCCCUGAAUCGGUUGUGUCCUCCGCUCCCAAAUCGCCUCAACUACAUCCACUGGAUCGAAGACUUGAUCUUGUUCUCCCAGUCGUCCUACGUGUCUACCGAGGACGCUCCCAUCUGGGGUGUUGACAUUGGCACUGGCGCCUCCGUCAUUUACCCGUUGCUCGGCCAUUCGCUCAACCAGUGGCGCUUCCUCGCGACAGACAUCGACGCAGAGUCCAUCGAAUACGCCGCUGCCAACCUCCGCUCCAACCAUCUCGAACAUGUGAUCCAUCUGGAGACAGUCGCGGACGGGCAUGAUGCGUCGAUUCUUCCGACGGCGUCCAUCCAGCGACGCUGCCGCCACGAUGGCCCCGUCCUCUUUACCAUGUGCAAUCCCCCAUUCUUCGACUCAAUUGACCAAGCCGACACGAACCCGCGAACUGCCUGCACGGGGUCGGCCAGCGAGAUGACGACCCCCGGCGGCGAAGUUGCCUUCGUUACACGCAUGAUCCAAGACAGCCUACUGCUCACGUCCCAAGUGCGAUGGUAUACCUCUCUAAUCGGCCGCAAGAGUUCGCUUCGACCGCUGCUCGCCAUCUUGCGAUCUCACGGCAUUCCCAACAUGCGCACGACCGAGUUCCUCCAGGGGCGCACCACGCGAUGGGGCCUCGCGUGGUCCUUUACCACGUACGGAUCAACCACCCCCAACGAGCAUGGCCACAAAGUUCUCGCCAAGCGACGAGAAGCCAAGCGCCGCCAAGCGCUGACAUUUCACCUCCCCCAGUCAUUCCCUGCAGUAUCGACUGGUCAUUGCGCGUCCAUGGAUGAUGUGCACCGCCGCAUCGUGGACAGUGCCGCCUUGCUUGAAUCGGCCGAGAUGGGGAUUGCAAUUCGUGAAGAACACGUGGGGGAUGAUGGAUCAUUGUCUACACCGUGUCGCACAUACGAACUCGUGGCGACAACUACGAACGAACAAGGAUUACGUCGUACUGUGCUGUUUCACGCGCUGGCACGUGCCCAAGUGUCGACGGAUGACAAGCAGCAUGCGAUAGGGUUUGACAUUUCGCUGGAGUGGCGGCACGGUGUCGCACGAGAUCGAUUUUGGACAUUUAGUGACAAGUGGAAAGCGGCGAUUUUGCGCACUGGCCGUCGCUGGCGCAAGCAAGCAAGCUGUGAGUCCAACACCAAGCGAUCGGUGUUUGGUUGCAUCACAAUUGUAUCCUCCGAACUGGACGACAUGGAAGCACAGGACAUGAGUGAACAUGCACACAACCAAGCUGCCGACGACCUCGAGUCGCCGGUGGAAGAGCAGCACGAUGAUGUCAAGAGACCUCAGGUGGACUUAACCGAGGUUGGAGGUGGGGAAACCACAAAGCAUGGUGACACCGAGCCAGCAGAACCUGCUAGUGUUGAGCAUCAUGUCCACGUGAACGACAAUGACGCGACUGUCGACAACGCUCCAACACCCUUGAAUUCUUCAUCGAGUCCGUCCGUUCCAGUGGACGCAUGGGAAGAAGGGGAAGUGGAGGAAGAAGUGCCAUACGUGAAACCUACGACUGCCACUUCCCACACGUCGGCAUCCCUUGAUCCUGUCGACGAGACCGAGCUCGGCCCAUCAGUGGCGGCGGCAGGCAUUCUUGCGCAAGCACCGCCCGGCACCUUAACGCCGCUGCUGGAGUACCAACAAGGAUACCAUGGCGUGUCGUACGAAAGUACGUCUACGCAGCUUCCAAAGGUCGUCAUCCGCGACCCAUCCAAGUCGAUCAAGACGAGCGACGACAUUCGCCGUCAUUUCGAAGCGAUUGGCGGCGUCCAAGGCCUGACGUGGUCGGCGGACUCUGGCUCGGGCGACGUGACAUUGGCCGACCUGGCGACUCUCAAUGCUGUGUUUGCUCUCCCCGAGCAUACGAUCGGCGACACGACGCUGAUUGUGUCUCCGAUGCCACCGCCCGUGGACCCUACGCUUGUCGAGCAAUUGCGACAGACGUACGAAGGCACGGGGGUGCACUUGAGCAAUGUCAUGCACGGGAUGACCGAAGACGUGAUCAAGGCGGAAAUGAGUUGCUUUGGAGUUAUCACCAGCAUCCGUCGAUGCCUCAAGCCGAUCGAGGAAGCGCCCUAUGGCUAUGGUUUCGUCAACUACGCCACAUCCAGACAAGCAGCCCAUGCGCUGUCCGCGGGGACGCUUACCAUUCACGGCGUCGAAGUGAAGGUCAGCGCCAUCAAGAAGGACUACCAACGAUACCCUGGAGGAGGCCGCGGAGGUCGAGGAGGACGAGGGUUCGACGGCGGACGGGGUGGAGGCCGGGGCGGUCGCUUCUUUGGCGGGCGCGGCGGCCGAGGGGACGGCUUUCGAGACGGCGGCAGAGGUCGCGGCGGCGGACGUGGCGACUUUGGAGGACGCGGCGGCGGACGCGGCGACUUUGGAGGUCGCGGCGGCGGACGCGGCGACUUUGGAGGACGAGGCGGCGGACGCGGCGACUUUGGCGGACGCGGCGGCGGGCGUGGAGGGGGUCGGUUCGGAGGCGGACGGGACGGUCGUGGAGGUCGAGGGGAGUUUGGUCGAGGUGGUGGAGAGUACGGCCGGGGAAGCGGGCCUGGGUAUGCUCCUGCUCAGCCAGCAUACGGCGGUGGUGGUGGUCCUGCUUACAAUGCACCCCCUCCCGGAUCCUACGACGCGCCAUCGUACCCUCCCCAUCAUGAACCACACCAACCAUAUGGAGGGUACCAACCGAGCAGCUACCACCAGCAACAUCAGGCUCCUCCUCCGAGCUACAACGCCCCAUCGUCUUAUCCACCACCUCAGUACCCUCCCAACCAUGACCAGCACCAACACCACCACCCACCACCCCCUACAUCGUCGUAUGGGCAACCUCCAGGCGGGUACGGAGGAGGAGGGUACCAGCAGACUAGUCCGCCGUCGUACCCGCCCGCUUCGUCAUACAACCAGCCCCCUCCACAUGUGUACGAUGCGCCACAGCGGAGUUAUGAGUCGUCUCAGCCGCAUCAGUCAUAUGGCAGAAGCCAAGAGUACGCACCACCCCGGCAGCCAUACGCCACCGCACCGCCUCCGUCGUCGUCGUCUCCGGGGUAUUACAACGCAGGACCGACGACUCAAGGGUACACGCAGCAGUCACCCCCCCCUCGAUCGUAUGGCCAUCCCUCGUCCGAGUAUGGCGGGUAUCCAAGCUACCAUCAACCAGACCACCGCAACGACCCCCCGCCACCUUCGUAUGGCCCCGCCAGAUCGCAAGGAUCCAACUACCGCGCCGGUCCAUAUGACCCCCCGCCACCGUCGUCUUCGUACGGAUAUCGUUAGAGUUGAAAUGGCCAGAACGAGUAAGUAGCAUUGGACGACCUGGCAAAUCACCUUUUGUUACUAUCUAAAGGUCUUUCAUUACCUCUGAAUGGCCGAGCCUUUCGCGACCUUAUUGUAUCGUUGGUAUACAGUAGGUAGUGGUCAAUCAGAAAACCCUCGGAUUCAUGGUACAGCAACGUUUUCAGUGGUUACUGUAAGCUAGCUACGUAGCUUUCUCGACGUCCCCGUUGCAAACUAUUAAUAGUAGAACUGCAUGAUCUUGG